Microcebus murinus (gray mouse lemur) is the source of this 7674-nucleotide messenger RNA. NCBI's taxonomy places the organism in Eukaryota, Metazoa, Chordata, Mammalia, Primates, Cheirogaleidae. The record is from RefSeq and is a predicted model, not a curated record.
GGACUUGGUGCUGGCUGCCCCUGUGUGGCACCCGCGUGAGCGCCUAGGCCAGCCCAUGCAGCCAGGCCACUUCUGGUGCCCAACCCGCAGAAACCACAAGAUAACACGCUUGUUUUUGGGGUCUACAUCUUGGGAUGGUUUGUUACACAGCAGGUCACAGUACACUAGCUGUCCGAUGUUCCUUAGGCUCUGAACCCUGCUCCCUCCCUUGUGCCCUGAGGGUGACGGGAGUGAGGCCCAAGCCCAGGGCCUGGUGUGUGGCCGGAGAGCACGCCCUGCGCCUGCACAGCCCCCAGCCCCUGCAGGCAGCCAUCUCCUUGCCCCUCCCUGGGCAGAUCAUGACCUCACAAUGUCAGGCCACCUCACUGCAUCCUUUGGGCCCCAACAGAGGCUCUGGGCAGAAAAGAGUCAGAAAAGGGCCAGGGGGUGGGCCCUCCUCCAGCGGGGUGCCAGUGAGCUGCUGGGCCAGGUGAGACCAUCUGCCCCUUGGCUGCUGUCCACAGUGAACUGCGAUUGUGCUUCCUUUCUGUAUGACACCGUUCCUAUCCAGUCCAGUGUGGUGUUAUGUUCCUGCCCGUCCCCAUCAAUGGUGAGGACCCAGACUGAGUCUGGCACGGCCCCUGGCGUUCCCGGUGGUGGGAGCAGGCAGGGCCCUGCCAUGGACGGCACCGCAGCUGAGUCCCGGACGAGCGCCAGCUCCCUGCAGCACGCCUCCCAGCCACCACAACAGCCUCGGAAGAAACGGCCUGAAGACUUCAAGUUCGGGAAAAUUCUUGGCGAAGGUUCUUUUUCGACAGUUGUCUUGGCUCGAGAACUGGCGACCUCCAGGGAAUAUGCUAUUAAAAUUCUAGAGAAACGGCAUAUUAUAAAAGAGAACAAGGUCCCAUAUGUAACCAGAGAGCGAGAUGUGAUGUCACGCCUGGAUCACCCCUUCUUUGUUAAGCUUUACUUCACAUUUCAGGAUGAUGAAAAGCUGUAUUUUGGCCUUAGUUAUGCCAAAAACGGAGAACUACUUAAAUACAUUCGCAAAAUCGGUUCAUUCGAUGAGACCUGCACCAGAUUCUACACAGCUGAAAUCGUGUCUGCCUUGGAGUACCUGCACGGCAAGGGCAUCAUCCACAGGGAUCUUAAACCAGAAAACAUUUUGUUAAAUGAAGAUAUGCACAUCCAGAUCACAGAUUUUGGAACAGCAAAAGUAUUGUCCCCAGAGAGCAAGCAAGCCAGGGCCAACUCGUUUGUAGGAACAGCACAGUACGUUUCUCCAGAGCUGCUCACAGAGAAAUCGGCCUGUAAAAGUUCAGACCUCUGGGCUCUUGGAUGCAUAAUAUACCAGCUUGUGGCAGGACUCCCGCCUUUCCGAGCCGGAAACGAAUAUCUUAUAUUUCAGAAGAUCAUUAAGUUGGAAUAUGAUUUCCCAGAAAAAUUCUUCCCUAAGGCAAGAGACCUUGUGGAAAAACUUUUGGUUUUAGAUGCCACAAAGCGGUUAGGCUGUGAAGAAAUGGAAGGGUACGCACCUCUUAAAGCUCAUCCGUUCUUUGAGUCCAUCACAUGGGAGAACCUGCACCAGCAGACGCCGCCAAAGCUCACGGCUUACUUGCCUGCCAUGUCGGAGGACGACGAGGACUGCUACGGCAACUACGACAAUCUCCUGAGCCAGUUUGGCUGCAUGCAGGUGUCGUCAUCGUCUUCCUCCCACUCCUUGUCUGCCCCGGAUGCGAGCCUGCCCCAGAGGUCGGGCAGCAACAUAGAGCAGUACAUCCACGAUUUGGACACUAAUUCUUUUGAACUGGACUUACAGUUUUCCGAAGAAGAGAAGAGGUUAUUAUUGGAGAAGCAGGCUGGUGGAAACCCUUGGCAUCAGUUUGUAGAGAAUAAUUUAAUACUGAAAAUGGGUCCAGUGGAUAAGCGAAAGGGUUUAUUUGCACGACGACGACAGUUAUUGCUUACAGAAGGACCACAUUUAUAUUAUGUGGAUCCUGUCAACAAAGUCCUGAAAGGUGAAAUUCCAUGGUCACAAGAACUCCGACCGGAGGCCAAGAAUUUUAAAACUUUCUUUGUUCACACGCCUAACAGGACGUAUUACCUGAUGGAUCCCAGUGGGAAUGCUCACAAGUGGUGCAGAAAGAUCCAGGAGGUUUGGAGGCAGCGAUACCAGAGCCACCCGGAUGCUGCUGUGCAGUGACGUGGCCUGUGGCUGGGCUGCCCUUCGCUGCCAGGACACCUGCCCCAGCGCGGCUCAGCCGCCAUCCGGGACGCUUCCAGACCACCUGCCAGCCAUCUCAAGGGGAACGCAGAAGGCGGAAACCUUGCAGCUUUUUUAUUUAAAAGAAAAGAAGAAAAAAAAUACCCAACCACACAAAGAACAAAACCGAUAACAAACAGGAAUUCAGGGUUGCUUUGCUUGCUCUCUGUGCUCCGUGGAGGCUUCCACACGCCCUUGUCGCUGUGGGGACCCAGCUCCGUGCACGUCAGCCCAGUUCCCGCCCAGACUAGUGGACAGACCUGGCGUUACCAGCUUCUCCUAGCAUCAGUCAGAAUCGUGUGCUGUGCCCUCCUGCCCCGUGCUGGCCCUGCCCUGGCCGAGGGGACCGGGUGUGUCUCGGCUCUUCCCCCCCUCCUGACACAUGAUCAUGGAACCCUUCACCAGGGAGGGAGCUUCUGCAGUCUCGCUGGGGUGGCCACCAGCCCUGUGCUGGAGGGUUUUUGGCUUCUGUGCGUGUGCCCUCUUUCUUGCGUUCCUGUUGAUGGCCCCUAGGUGCGGCUGGGCCCCUUGCGUGUCUCCCGCAUGGCUCUGAUGGCAGGAUUUCUGUGGUCUCUGCCGUCUGCAGGCAGACUCCAUGCAUUGAGGAGCAGGAGGGCGUGGAGUGACACGGGCAGACUGCCCAGGGGGCGGGCGUGCUGCCCCACGGCUCGGCUUCUUGGUUCCACUGAGUGUGUUGGUCUCUGGGGCUGAGCCCAUGCCCGGGACGGGGGGGCCAGUGGAAGUGACCCGAUUAGCACCCCCAGGGUCAUUGCAAGAGAGACAGAGUCCUGCCCUGAGCCCCAGGUGAGGCCAGGAGGUGCCUUGGAGAAUUCAGCCAGAGUAGAUUGGGUCUGCUAGCCUCCAGGGGGAGUAGUGAAUGAGGCCCAUGCCCUUCCGAAGAGUCUCUCAAAAGGUUUAAGUGCGAAAGCCUCCCUGAUUGGUGAAGUAGGGUCUGAGAGAGAAUCCUGGGAUUAACAGACCAGGGCGUGUCAGUCUCCUGCAGAUGGCACCCGAGUGCAGGUGCCCAGUGUCACACGCACCCUGUUUGUAUUGUGGUUAAACAUUUCUCAGAGCCGAGUUUUUACAUCUCUAUGUUGAAAACCUAAAAGCCUCCUUAUGUUGCUGAGUCACCUAGUCCCAUAAAGAGUGGGCUUUGCCUGUUGGCGUUGUGUGGAAGGUGAGAAUAGUGCACUUAACCUGGGCUUGCCUGGUCUGAUCUCCUCUGCUUCUUUUCAACGCGUUGGUGGUGGUGCACUGCUGUGAAGCACAGUCUGAACGCAUUAGUGUGUUGCCUUGCUGCUCCCCAGGUUGAGCGAGCUGCUGAGGCCUGGCAGGGCUGGGCCGUCCUGCUCCCCGGGGGCAGCCGACAGUCUCGUGGGGGAGAGGCAGGCGUUGCUGCUGCCUUCACAGUCUGCUCACAGACAUGCCUCUGACUCGAAUGUGCCUGGGGGAUGAACAGCUUUGCCAUUUCUGUAGACUUUCACAAAGGUACCAGCAGAAGGCCCACACAGAAAAGAUUCCCAUAACCCUUCCUGUCCCCUCGUCCUCCAUCUCAUAUGACCCAUCAGUCACCCUGUGUACCAGGUCCAAAUGGAGAGCAAUGAUAAGAGUGGCUCCUCUUAAACUCCAGGGGGGAGUGCAGAUGUGGGAUGUUCUGUCGUGCUGGGGCAGUGAGGGAGCCCCAGUGACUAUGAGUCGUGUGCAGUUCCGGCGUUGCAGGGAGCAGGACGCUCUGGGGCCCAGCACAUAGCCCUGAGCCUGUGGCCAGAGGCUCAGCUCCUCUCUUCCUCUUAGCUUUUGAAAAGGCUUGCCUGUGUCAGUUGGGUCUCACUUGGCCGUUUCUUUCAGGAAUUUCUGUUCAAGCUUACUCCCUUUCAUCAGCUAUUUUACCCUUUGCAGAACGUCCUGCGUCUGUGUGUGCAGGAGCUGCUUCCGAACUCCUGACUGCAGACAUGGAUGCAGAAGAGACGUCUUUCCUGGCAUGUAGUUACAGGGAAACAAGCAGAGCUGACACUCAGCUUUAUUAAGAGCACUUGGCUGGGCUGCUGGGGGAGAAUCUUCUGUUGCAUUCUUCCCUCUGGAUAGCGCCACUACCUCCUGGGCUUCACCGACAAGCUCCAUCUUAACCUCCAAAACCACAGAAUUAGGGGUUCAGAGCUGGCACUUGCAGCCAACAGCUGAAACAUCUGCCCUGUCUGAGCUGAUGCCAGCUGAGCCCUUCUUGUGGGUCACCUUUUUCCUCACUGAGUCCCUUUUUUCCUGGCCUUUAAUUUUUAAAAGUCCAUGCAUAUUCAUAUUCUUUAAUUACCUGUACUGACUCAUAUCAACUAAAGUUUUAUCCAUCCCAUCCUCAGAGCCAUCACCUGGCAUGCCCAGGUGCCUUACAUUCUAAGAUGGGACGUGGGUGACAGUCUACAUACAUAUACAUACAUACAUGGAAAUAUAUUGUUGAUUUAUCCAAGGUGAGAAAAUUAGUGCCCUGUUGUUUAAUAGAUCCGAAGAGCCAUGUGUCAGUUACUAAGAGUGGGCAAGGGUAAAUGUGAAGCCCUGCAUGGCCUCUUGGUUCAGAGGGGAGGAUGCCACCAGAAGGCUGUAGUCACUGUCAGCUCAGACAGCCCACUGCAUCUUGCUUUUCCCUGGGACACAGAGGAAGCCAGGUAUCAAGGGGUUGUUUUCUCCUCUCUUCCUGUGGCAGCAGCCAGGCAGUGAGCGGUCCCCGUGUGGAGCACUAAACCUCUCUACCCCAGUGAGUGGCAGCACAGUGUGGCUCCCAUUUGGAAUCUUAACUUGUUUGGAAGCCUGUUAAAAAUUUGCUUUGAGGAGGACAGCUCAUGACAUGCCACAGCUGGGGGAAUGUGGCCAGCUCCAGCCCUCUUGGGACAUGUUCUGGUAUUUGUGGCCCGUGCCCAAAGGAAUUGCAGAGACAGGCCCGUGGCUCAGACACCCAUGGUGCCUGCACAGGGGCUGUGAGUGAUUCUGUACUCUCUUCAGACUAACAUUUAUUUUCUGAAAAAACCCGCUGUAGGCUCCCCACGUGGAGGAGAGCAUUGUGAAUAUUUGGUCUCCCAUGUCCUGCCCCCCCCCCAUUUGUUUGCUUUUUUAACUAAACUGGGAACAUACAACAUGAACUGUUUUGCAUCUAGCUUUUUUCACUUGAUUUUUAAAAAGCAUUUUCCCAUGUCUCGAGUAAUUGAAAAACAUGUUUUUAAUGAUUGUAGAGUUUAAUGGUUGUAAAUUUUAUCAUAAUUUAUCUCACCAUCUCCCUAUUGUAAGCAUUUAUGUGGUUUCUGGUUUUUCACUAUUUAAAUGAUGCUGUGAUAUGAAUAUCCUUAAUCUUUGGUUUUUGACUCUUUUUUUCCCCCUUAGAUGCCUAGAAGUGGUAUUUUUGGUCAAAGAGUUUGUUCAUUUUAAAGAUACUACUCUCUUUUCUCUUGACCUGAUGCUUAGAUGCUCAGAGUUCCAUUAACAGAACUUCCUUAGCUGUGUCCUACAGAUUCUGAACAAAUCAGUUUCUGAUAAGCUGUGUGUUCCAAAGAAUGUUUGAAUAAGACCACUUUUUUUAUAAAUGCUGAAAUGAUGUCAUUACUGCACUCCAUUCGUGACAGGUUUUUCCAAGAGCCAGUUUCCUUAUUUGCGUUGCAGGAAUCUGGCUAUGCCUGCAUGUUCUCCUCAUCCCUGCUGCUAUGGCUUUCAAGUGCUUGGUGAUAUUUUCAGAAUCUUGUACUUUGUGUCCACAAUGGUACUGAAUUUGCAUCUGCACAGUCAGCAGAGAUAAAGUGUUGAACUGACCUUGCCACAUGCUUAAUGGGUGAUUUGUAAUUAAGUUUAUAGACUCAGAAAGUACAUUGGGCCAUUUGGAAUCAGUAGCAGAGCAAAAGCUCUACUUGGAAAAGAAACUGUGUAGAUCAUUGGAUUUUACAGAAGCUAUUUGUCGUCCUCCCCCACUCCCUCACCUCGGUAAGGUUUAGUGGUUCAGAAGAGCACGAUGGCCAGGCCUUUUCACUGUAGAAUGUGCUUGUCCUGGCUGGUAUGGAUUUAAGGCCUUCUCCCCACUCCCUGCCCACAGUGUUGUAGGUUGCCUAGUUGUCUUCAAGUCCAGAUCACCCGAAUUUGGUUGCAUUCUUAAUGUCUCCACUUUUGUUGGGGUCCAUUGAUUGAGGGGAAACAUGCAUGACACAUAUUUCUAGGUGCCACGCUCAGUACUACUUGACUUUACCAGAGAUUAUGGCUGAAUUGUGCAGUAUUAGGUCUCCUGCCGGCUGAUGCCCUGAGGCCCCUCCCUUGGCUAGCCACAAACCCAGAUCGCUCACUGCUGAGAUUUUCGGGCGGUUGUAGCUGCAGUGAGAAUAUGGUGAAGGUGCUGUUCUUGGAGAUGUCGCCAUAGCUUUUUUCCAUUUUGUUUCUUUUCAAACCUAACAUGAACCGAUGGUGACUCAAGUGGGUGUGGCCCUUUUUUAGGCAGCAUAUACCACAGAGACCCUAGAAUUGGGGCUGGAGUCACUUCCAGAGCCUCUGAGGGGCACCCACUUCUGGCCCAAGAUUGCAGGGUUGUAAACCAGGCUGCCUGUGGAGAACUUGUCUGGGGAGGAAGCAAAGAGCAGUUUUAUCUGCUGCUGAGAUGGCCAUGAUGGGCAACUGAAUGAGCCUACGUGCAUACCUGAAUUUUCCCCAUAACUCAUUUCUUCAAUAUGAAGAAACACCAAACUGUGUACAGAGAACUUUUUACAAAAGGCAAACCUUUUUUUAGCUGUGUAACCCACCCUAGUCUAACCGUCUGGCUGAGUGACUACUAAUAGAGGGGUCAUUUUUCUGGUGAAAGCCUCUAUUACUGUAAGUUUGGAAGUUGGCAAAAUUAAAUGUUACAGUAUUUAGAGCUGCUGUAGCUGUUCCUUAACAACAUAAAAUAGGAUGAAUCAGUGUGUUAGCUGUCUUUCAGGUUGGUGGCAGUCAGUUAGGACAUGUGUAAUAUUCUCUACCUGGUCUGUAGCUGUAACUGUGAUGUACAGGCAAAGCAAAAAUUAAGAGAAAACUUAUGAAAACAAAUAAUGCAAUGAUAUUAGGAUAUACACUUUUGUAUUUUUAUUCUUAUAUAAGGUUAUUUGCUGGCUGUUGUUGGCCUCUAGUUCAGUCUGUGUUAUUUAAAUUCUAAUAUAUGAAUUAUUUGGAUUGAAUUCAUGUUCGAGGCCACAGUGUUGUAUGUAUUCAUGUACAGCCUUGAAUGUGAAUAAUUAUUGUAAACUAUAUUUUACAACUUUUUUUCUGGCUUUAUUAUAUAAAUUUUCUAUUUGGUCAAUGAUUUAAUCAUAUAAUUUAAUGAAUCUGUUUAUUCUCUUUUUUUUUUUUUUCAAAUAUUUGUGCUUCAGGUGUAGUUACCGGAUGCUGAAUUUUCCUUGUAUGCUCGGUAGUCUUGUAAUAAAAGCAUGUAGAGUGUA